AUGAAGUUCCCCGCAUUACCUGCUGUCCUCGCCUUUUGCGUCGUUGCAUUGGUGACAAAUGCAUACGUCCUACCGCAGAACAAGAGGAGCGUCGCCCGCUCUGAACCCGGUAGUCUUCUUGGAAAGCGAUAUGUCGCCCGCCUAGGACGAGAUAUUCCGAAGCUAGCAAAGACGAGCAAUAGCGAUACCCCAAUGUUCCGCGAGGAUACUAGAAAUGCCGCUACGAUUCUCGACAGCGGUGGUACUGGUAAACUCCAAAAGGCGAGCAAGAAGAACGCCGGGCGUCCCAUCGGCCAGAAUCGCAAGACUCGGUUUAAUAGGUCGCUGAAGCGUCGAAAGGCGGGCAAGCAACGAAGAGUCACGCGCGAAGGGCCCGAAGAGGAGCGAAAUCCUCAAUUAAAGCAAGGUGCAUCCCCGCUUUUGGAAGCAGCUUCACCCUCCUCUCCUCCGGACGCGUCGGCCACCAGCGCGGUAGUUCAGGCUUCUUCAACCCAGUCCCCAGAUGUACCAGCCCCUACCACUAGUGCACCUCCUCCCGUCUCGACUGCUAACCAGAAGGCCGUGAGAAAGGCCAAAGCCAACAAGCCACCGACCCCGAAUGCAACGAAGGCGGCGGGAGUACAAGCCAGUCACAAGGCGUAG
Pleurotus ostreatus (oyster mushroom) is the source of this 642-nucleotide messenger RNA. RefSeq lists its product as uncharacterized. The transcript has a single exon. Lineage: Eukaryota; Fungi; Basidiomycota; Agaricomycetes; Agaricales; Pleurotaceae. The record is from RefSeq and is a predicted model, not a curated record. Bases 1 to 642 code for a protein of 213 amino acids.